Penicillium oxalicum is the source of this 306-nucleotide messenger RNA. RefSeq lists its product as uncharacterized. The transcript has 2 exons. The record is from RefSeq and is a predicted model, not a curated record. Lineage: Eukaryota; Fungi; Ascomycota; Eurotiomycetes; Eurotiales; Aspergillaceae. Bases 1 to 306 code for a protein of 101 amino acids.
AUGGCAAAGGGUGACGAGGCCCUCGCCGGGAGCGAGGAACGGAAUAUUGCUAGCUAUCGAUCUCCUCCGGAUCUGGAAAAUGACAGAACAAUCAAACUCCAAGGACUGUGUAUAUCAAUUUUCAAGGGUGCUCGGCUAGGGGGGGCGACGAGUGUUAUAUAUGCUCCUCUGUCGGAGCUGAUGUGGCUCAAGGGUGCGGAAUGGUGGGCUACGCUGACCAAUGCUGUGAGCGCGACCGCCUUUCUAACCACCGCCCAACGACCUUUUACCGCCAUAGUGCAAGGGAUUAUUCCUUGGAAACACUAG